This is a messenger RNA of Anisakis simplex (herring worm), 369 nucleotides long. The record is from the annotation of a GenBank genome assembly. NCBI's taxonomy places the organism in Eukaryota, Metazoa, Nematoda, Chromadorea, Rhabditida, Anisakidae.
AUGACCUCGACGUGGUGUUCUUGCCUACGAGGUUUAACAUCGAAACGACUUUGCGGUCAUUUCUCAGCCGCACCAUAUUAUUCUUGUGUUCCUGAAAACUUAUUACGCACAAAACUAUCAGUCAGUCGAACCAUCGAUCCAUCACGAAAAUUUCACCCUUUCAAUUUAACAAAAUCUGCGAAAUUUUCCUCCAGUUCAACUGCAACUUUAACACCAAAACCUUCGCCAUCCUUCGAUCCCGAUAUUCAUUUCGUGCCUUCUUCGUCGUCCAGCCGCAACAACGAUCACUCUGAUGUGGAAAAUCCGUCUGAGCAUGAAGAAGCAGAAGUGCCAUCAACUGAGAACCUUCCUGCUGAUUGGCAAAAGUGA